CUUGAAUAAAAAUAAUAAUGUAAAAAGAAUAAUCGGAAAUCCUAUUACUUCGGCUUAUGGUCCGAUUUGGUGUUCCUUUCCUAUAUUUUCUGGGUCUAGGGUUUUCAUAAAUGUUUUCUCACCGUCUUUCUCCUAAAAGAUUCGCCAAAGCCAACAGACUUUUUACUGAUCUUUGCUCUCAGGUUGGUCUCUCUACUGUAUACAAGCACAGACACGAUGUAGAUGUGUUAUUGUCAUGCAUACACACGGUAUAUUCGCGUCCACACAUUGCACGCCUUCAUAGAAUUUGUAGAGUACUCAAGUUUUUGGGGAAUUCAUCUUUUUGUUUGGGAUUUUUUUUUAGGAACUUGUUAUUGAGAAAAUGAGAACUUCAUGGGCAGAUGCUGUGGAAAAUGCAGCUACUGGAUCUUCUGAUAAAGCUGGGACUAGCAGCAACACCGAGCUUCCGCCAGCUCCCACUAAGCCUACCUAUGUCCCUCCCCACCUGAGGAACAGACCUGCAUCAGACCUGCCAGUCGGUGGAACGACACCUGGCAACGAUAGGUCUGGUUACAGCGGACCCACAGGUGGGUCGCGAUGGGCAAACUCCAGAACCGAUUACGGGCGCCAGGGUGGCCGUGGGGGUGGUAGAAGUAGUUGGGGAGGAGGCAGUCGUGAAAGGGAGGUCAACCCUUUCGGCAAUGACAAUGUGGACUCUGAUGCCGAACAAGUUUUUAACGAGCAAGAAAACACGGGAAUUAACUUUGAUGCUUACGAGGAUAUCCCCGUGGAGACUAGCGGGGAUAAUGUGCCACCACCUGUGAACACGUUUGCAGAGAUUGAUUUAGUGGAAUCAGUUAAUCUGAAUAUCCGCAGGUGCAAAUAUGUGAAACCGACUCCCGUACAGAGGCAUGCAAUACCGAUUUCGCUGGCAGGAAGGGAUUUGAUGGCUUGUGCUCAGACUGGGUCGGGAAAGACUGCUGCUUUCUGCUUCCCAAUUAUCAGCGGGAUUAUGAAGGGUCAUUUGCCUCAGAGGCCUCGUGGGGUUCGUACAGUUUACCCGCUGGCUCUUAUUCUUUCACCGACUCGAGAACUGUCGAUGCAGAUACAUGAUGAAGCUAGAAAGUUCGCCUAUCAAACUGGUGUCAGGGUAGUUGUUGUUUAUGGAGGAACACCUAUAAGGCAGCAGCUUCAUGAACUUGAAAGGGGAGUUGACAUUCUGGUGGCGACUCCUGGAAGAUUGGUUGACUUGCUUGAGAGAGCCAAGGUCUCCUUAGAAAUGAUAAGAUAUUUGGCUCUUGACGAGGCUGAUAGAAUGCUUGAUAUGGGUUUUGAGCCUCAAAUCAGAAAGAUAGUUGAACAGAUGGAUAUGCCACCUCGUGGUGAGAGACAGACUAUGCUGUUUAGUGCCACCUUCCCGAAAGAGAUCCAGAGAAUGGCAUCAGACUUUCUUUCAAAUUACAUAUUUUUGGCAGUCGGAAGGGUAGGUUCCAGUACAGACUUAAUUGUUCAGAGAGUUGAAUAUGUUCAGGAUGGUGACAAGAGAAGCUAUUUGAUGGAUCUACUUCAUGCUCAGAGGGCAAAUGGAGCUCAGGGGAAGCAAGCUCUUACUUUAGUGUUUGUGGAGACAAAGAAAGGAGCGGACUCGUUGGAAAAUUGGCUAUACCAGAAUGGUUUUCCUGCUACUACUAUCCAUGGGGAUAGAUCCCAACAGGAAAGAGAGCUUGCAUUGAGAUCUUUCAAGAGUGGAAACACGCCUAUCCUAGUCGCGACUGAUGUGGCGGCCCGCGGGCUUGACAUCCCGCACGUGGCCCACGUCAUCAACUUCGACCUCCCCAACGACAUAGACGAUUAUGUGCACCGGAUAGGACGUACUGGGCGAGCUGGCAAGACGGGAUUGGCCACUGCAUUCUUCAACGAGAACAACAUGUCACUGGCAAAGGCGUUGGCUGAGCUGAUGAAGGAAGCAAAUCAAGAGGUGCCAGACUGGUUGACCCGUUUCGCAAGCCGACCGUCUUACGGAGGAAAGAGCAGGCGGGGAGGAGGUGCCAGAUUUGGCGGCCGUGACUUUAGAAGGGAAAGGAGUGGCGGAGACUAUUAUGGUGGUUAUGGCGGUGGAUAUAAUAAUAACUCGGGGGCGGCCAGUGCUUGGGACUAAGUGCAUAAAUAUAUAUGUACACACAUUUUUUUUUUUCUCCCUUUCAUGAAAACCAGGUGAUGAUGAUGAUGAUGAUUAUUAUUAUGAUGAUAUCGUUAUCUGUUGAUGAGAAAUAUAUAUACUGUUUAACAGACCUCUUUUAGUUCCAAUUAAAUACUUACUUUGUGUAGUCCCCAAGCGGGGUUACGGGAGAGAUGUUUUGGUAGAGCAUAGUUGAAAGAUAGUUGUUGGAUUUGAGUUCCUCUUUUGUGGAAGACAUUUGGUUUUGGUUUUUAUGUUGCUUGUAACAGCUGCUAUUCUUCUUGCUCGUUGCAAUUUAG
Molecule: messenger RNA, 2457 nt
Organism: Striga asiatica
Lineage: Eukaryota; Viridiplantae; Streptophyta; Magnoliopsida; Lamiales; Orobanchaceae
Source: the annotation of a GenBank genome assembly